Hordeum vulgare subsp. vulgare (domesticated barley) is the source of this 924-nucleotide messenger RNA. Its product is annotated as ethylene-responsive transcription factor ERF003-like. Gene Ontology annotation, molecular function: DNA binding; DNA-binding transcription factor activity. Bases 149 to 640 code for a protein of 163 amino acids. Gene Ontology annotation, biological process: regulation of DNA-templated transcription. NCBI's taxonomy places the organism in Eukaryota, Viridiplantae, Streptophyta, Magnoliopsida, Poales, Poaceae. The transcript is spliced from 2 exons. The record is from RefSeq and is a predicted model, not a curated record.
AGCUCGCAGUCGCACACACCACACUAAUCACCAUCACCAGCGCCAUCGUCUUCUCCGAGCCCCGAGACACAGUGCCGAGACACGCUAGCGGGCAGCACGGAGGCAGCUGGUUCCACUCUCACAGAGCAAGCGAAGAGCUCCUUCUCCAAUGGCGCGGCCACAGCAGCGGUACCGCGGCGUCCGGCAGCGCCACUGGGGCUCCUGGGUCUCCGAGAUCCGCCACCCCCUCCUCAAGACGAGGAUCUGGCUGGGCACCUUCGAGACGGCGGAGGACGCGGCGCGCGCCUACGACGAGGCGGCGCGCAUCAUGUGCGGCCCGCGCGUGCGCACCAACUUCCCCGACAACGACGCCGCCCCGUCGUCGUCGUUCCUCUCCCCGGCCCUGGUCGCCAAGCUCCACCGCUUCAACGUGGCGUGCGGCCCGCAGGCCGCGCAGCAGGGGGACAAGGGCGCCUCGGCGUCGUCCGUGGGCGUGGAGCCGCGCACGUCGCCGACGCCGUUCGCCGGCUACACGGGCAAUGGCGCCAGCGCGCCGUCGGCGGCGGCCGGGUGGAGCGGGGGGUUCCUGGAGGAGCAGUACGUGGAGCAGAUGAUCGAGGAGCUGCUGGACUCCAACUUCUCCAUGGAGAUCUCCUACUAGCUCCGCUCCGCCACCUCCGCGCAUGCUCUGCUCCCGCGUCUUCCGUCCGCUUGCUCUGUUUCCGCUCCAUUUCCCUUUCUCUUCCUCUUUCUCUCUCUCUCUCUGUGUGGGUGGGUUUGUUUUUAGCUUAGCAUAAGCCAUGUCGGGAAGAGCUCGAGGUUAGUAUGGUCAUCACCCGAGCUCUCCAGCGGCUUUGUGUAUACAGUAGCUUCCUUAGAGCACAUUUCUUCAUUCUUGUAUUACUAUUCAUGUCUUGAUGAUGCCCUAAUUACUGUUUCGAUCUU